Closterium sp. Naga37s-1 is the source of this 1269-nucleotide messenger RNA. The record is from the annotation of a GenBank genome assembly. Lineage: Eukaryota; Viridiplantae; Streptophyta; Zygnematophyceae; Desmidiales; Closteriaceae.
AUGGAAUCCCCGAACUCAUCGCGUCGCCUGUCUGUAGCGCGACCAACGGACGAGCCGGCCUCCGGUCUCGCAACCGGCUCCACCGUCUCCGCCGCACCUCCCGCCGCCACUGUCGGCAUCUCCGGCGUCGCAUUUAUGGACGGCCCGAUCUCUGCGUCGUUGAAUCGUGGCCGCUCGAAUCCGGGACGUGCGGUGCUGGGCAGCCGGAUAGGGAAAGAAGAAGCCGUCGUGGACCGUAGGGCAGGGAAACGGGCAGCCGAAGAGAUGGGGGAGGAUAGCGAGGAGGAGAGCGAAGGGGAAGCGGAGGAGGGAGCGGACGAGGGAGCGGAGAGAGCGGAGGGAGCGGAGGAAGAAGACGGAGAAGAGGGAGGCGCGACGGCGAAUGAAGCCCGGAAUGGAAGUAGGGGGACGUUGAAGGGGAAGGGGAAGGGAAAGGUGAAGGGGACGGGGGAGGGGAAGGGGGAGGCGGAGGGAAAGGGGAAGGCGGGGGGGAAGCAGAAGGGGGAAUCUUCGAGUGAAGCGGAGGUGUGCUCCAUUUGCCUUGACGCCGUUGAUGUGUGCUCCAUCGAACGGUCAACAGCGCGUCUGAAAUGCGGCCACGGCUUCCAUUUAGACUGCAUCGGCUCCGCAUUCAACGCCAAGCGCCGUAUGCAGUGCCCCAACUGCCGCAGCGAGGAGCACGGCCACUGGCUCCUCCCCUUCCCCCCUUCCGCCUCCGCCCCCUCUCCACCCCCCCUCCCCGCCUCCUUCUCCGAUCUUGCUGCUGCUGCCGCUGCUGCUCGCGACUUCCAGGCUACUUUCGGGGGAGGGUUUACUGGUGCAGUUGGGAGGGAGUGGACGGGAGGGGCAGGCUUGGAGUGGGGGGGAGAAGGGGCGGCGUGGAGGGAAGCAGGGGUGGGGUGGGGGGAAGUAGGGGAGGGAGGAGGCGCGGGGUGGGUGCAGGCUGGGGAGGAGAGGGGGAGAGAGGUGCAGUGGUGGCGGGGGUGGGGGGAGUCUGGGGAAGAGUACACAGAGGAUGACUAUGCUAUAUCGGAGCAUGCUAUAGAGGAGGAGUAUGCUAUAUCGGAGCGUGCUAUAGAGGAGGAAUAUGCUAUAUCGGAGCAUGCUAUAGAGGAGGAGUAUGCUGUAUCAGCGAAUGCUAUGGAGGAGGCUUUGGAGGGCGGGCUGAUGACUCGGCCAUGGAUUCAUCAUGACGUGCGUGGGGGAUGGGGGAUGGGGGAUGGGAGAUGGGUUUUGAGUCGACUCAAAAGGCAUUGGAGGGUGGGCUGA